Messenger RNA from Astyanax mexicanus (Mexican tetra), 3228 nucleotides. Its product is annotated as opioid growth factor receptor-like. The record is from RefSeq and is a predicted model, not a curated record. The transcript is spliced from 9 exons. Gene Ontology annotation, cellular component: membrane. NCBI's taxonomy places the organism in Eukaryota, Metazoa, Chordata, Actinopteri, Characiformes, Acestrorhamphidae. Gene Ontology annotation, molecular function: opioid growth factor receptor activity. The coding region runs from base 105 to 2573 and encodes 822 amino acids.
UUUUCGCCAGUAUUAAAAACAAAUGGGUGUUUCCUACUUGCUAACACUGCUAAUGAACCGUGUGGGGUUUGUGGUGCUGCUGGCUGUGGAGAACUUUUUUCAACAUGUUCAGGUUUAGACAAAUCAGUAAUAAAUCUUCUGAGGAUGGUCUCGGCAAAAAAACGGGGAAAGAGAGGGGUGACUUUGACACAGAUUAUGAUUCUACAUGGGAGGACGAUAAUGACAAUACAGAAAGUGAAGAGGAUGUCAAUGAGAAAGAAAAUACUGAAAAGAAUCAGGGGAACUUCUUCCAGUGGGGAAGCUGGGCAGAGAGAAAUGAAUAUGCUGCAAAAGACAUGCAGAAUUUUAGGCACAUGCUGAGGAAAACUAAUGAAAAGGAAAUAGUAAAUAUUCAACAGAGACAAAAAGAUUUACCCAAUCUGUGGUUUUACCAGAAUAAGAAGCCGUCUGGAUCUGACGGGGUGUUCAUUGAGGAAUUUCAUGAUGACUGGUUUGGUGAUUACAAAAGACUGGAACGUACACACUCCUACAUUCAGUGGUUGUUUCCUAUUCAAGAGAAAGGAAUGAACUGGGAUUCAUAUAUACUUCAGGAAGAGGAAAUCAAGCUUUUCCGCGAAGAUGUGGAGGUGAAGAAAAGACUGGUGAAGUCUUAUAAACUCAUGCUGGAUUUUUAUGGGAUUAGACUGCUUGAUGAGAAAACAGGCAAAGUAUGUCGUAUAAAACUAAAGUGGAAAGAGCGAUUUGACAACUUAAACAGAAACACACACAACAACCUGCGCAUCACACGCAUUCUGAAAUGUCUGGGAAUUCUGGGAUUUCAGCACUACCAGGCUCCACUGGUCAAGUUCUUCCUCCAUCAGACUCUGGUGAAGGAAAGGCUUCCCAGAGUGAAGCAGAGCGCUCUAGACUACUUCCUGUUCUCUGUGGUGGAUAAAAAAGAGAGGAGGAAACUGAUCAAGUAUGCUUUCCAGACAUUCCAGACAAGAAAGGAUUUUGUGUGGUGUCCAAAGAGGAUCCAAAGGAGAUUUUUGAAAGAGAUCAAUCAACAGAUAACAGAGGACAACGACUCUGAUCUCUCAGAGCCAGAAUCUGAUGCUGAAGCUGAAGGAAAUUUCUCUGAGAAUGAAGAGAAUGAGGACACAUCAUUUUCUAACACUGUAGAUGCUGUUCAAAGUAAUUCAAGUGAUGGAGAGGUAGGAGUAGGCAACCUGAUUGCCACUGAGGCUGGUUUAAGCAGGAAUGCCUUUAGAAAUCCAGAUACACACCCUCAACAAAACAUGAGGAGAAUGGAGGACAGUGCUCUAAGCACAAAUGUAAUGGCAUCAACUGAAAAUGAUACAGCAGGAGCAGGAGCUGUAAUGCAUAGUGGCACAGAGACAGCUCCUCUGAGUGAUAAUAUGGUGUCUACAGAAGAGCAAGAUGGCACAGACACAUCUCCUCAGAACGAUGAUGUGUCGAGCCAGCAUUCUGCAGAAGUUUCCAGUAGCACACAUACACCAAAUCAGAGUGAUUCUGCGAUGUCAGCAUCAAGCUCUGCAGAAGAUUCAAAUAAUAUUUCUGAGAACCACGGUGUCCAUGAACGCACUCUGAGACCAGACAUACCAUUAAGGCCAGAUAAUGAAAAUAAUACAGAUGACCAGGGAAAGGACAUAGUACCAUUACAUUAUGGAGCUAGAGCAGAAGCAGUGCCUGUUGUGCCAGAUGGCACAGAAACAUCUCCUCGGAAUGAUGAUGUGUCGAGCCAGCGUUCUGCAGAAGAUUCCAGUGACACGUCUAAGAAUCAUAAGAGUGAUCUUGACGGCACAAAUAAAGAAAACAACAGUAUAAUAGAUGAGAAUGGAGCUGGUGGUGCUAAAGCAAAAGGUGUGUCUGUAUUGCAGGAUGGCACAAAUUCAACAAAUCAGACUGAUUCUGGGAUGUCAGCAGCAAAGUCUUCAGAAAUUUCAAAUCAAAUGUCAGACGACCACGGUGUCCCUAAACCCACAGCUAAAAAUGACACAAAGACAACAAGGGAUGACGCUCUCAGACAGGACAUAGUACCACCAGAACCAGAUAAUACAGAUGAUUUAGAGGGUUCUAAAAAUACACAGAGUUCUGAAAAAGAGUCAGUUGCAAUGUCUGAGGACCAGAGUGUCCAAAAAAGCACAGCUACCGAACACAAGGGGAGAACAGGGGAUGAUUCUCAGGAACCGGGCAUAUCAUCAAAUGAAAAUAAUGCAAAUAAUGCAAUGGAAUCCUCAGGGGGUGACACAGAGGAAGUUUCUCUUGUGGGUGAUAUUGAGAUGUCUGACAACCAGGAGAGUGACCAGAGACGAGAAAAAGAUCCACCAACUAAAGAUGAUGAUGAUGAAAUGGAAACAGAGGGUAACACAGAAACAGCUCAGAACAUACUACCAAAUGUAGAUGGUGGGGCACAUCCUGAAGCAAUGCCUGGACUACAGAGUGGCACAGAUACAACUCAUCUAAGUGAUAGUCCUCUGCCAGGACAGAAUUCUACAGUAGAGUCAGAUGAAAUGUCUGACAACCUGGAAAAUGACCAGAGAUUGGACCAAGAUCAAAAAAAAAAAAGAUGAUGAAGCAGAUGCAAUGGUGGAAUAGUCUGAAACGGAGCAUGACACGGAUACACCUCAGGAUGCUAAAAAGUCAAUACUAAAUUCAGAAUAUUUUUUUAAUAUAUAAUUUUUUGACAUGAAAACACAAAACUACUAAAGAAGAAAUAAAAAGAACAGGUACAGAUACUCCUGGCAGAAGAUUCAGAUAGCGAAAACAUAAAGAGAGUAGUGUAGGGUUUACUGAAACUGGAACCACCAAAAGGUGACGCAGAAGAAGGAACUGAUAAAAAAGGACAUUUUCUGGAAUAUUAUUUUGCCGUUCUCAGCAAUGUUUAGAACUGAAGCAUUUAUAAGAUGAAUCAAUUUAAUUAUGGGAACGGGGAUUUCACUGUUAUAAGAAUAAUAGAAAUGUAAUGAUCGCAUGUUAGGACGUAUAUCAAUAUACAGUAUUUGUUUGAAAAGGUAUUUCCCUUUGAUUUCCUUUUUAAAUUUAAAAACAUAAAAAAUCUCUGUAAUCCAUUUUUAUUUCUGAAGUCUGUGAUCUAUAUAUUUCUAUAAGUAAUAUUAAAUAGUUAGAUGUUAGGAAAUUUUAUAAAUUAUGUAAUUUGUAGAUCAUGAUCUGACUCACAAUUUGACUUUGCAUUUAAUCUGUGAUAAUAAAUAUACAUUAACAAAA